CACAAAUUUAAUAUGGAAAGUAACAAGCACAUCGACUCUAAUCAGGAAGUGAAGAUAAAUUUGAUGCCUUCCUUAGAUUUUUAUGAUGCAGAAGGGAAGAAAGAAAGGCCAGCAGGAGCAAUGAAGGAGUUUAUGAAAGCAUCUGUUUAUGAUAUGACAUUGCCAGCUGUUUUCAAGAUCAACUCAGCAUUCACAAUGUGGGAAAAAAUCUUAAACGACUCAAUUGAGCAAAUUGAAGAAGAGAAAAGUAUGGAUAAAAACGUUGCGAAAAAUAUUUCGUCAUGAAAAUUAGAAUAUGACAAUAUCCUAACUUUCUUUUAUGAUAUUGUUGAGUUAAAGAAUGAGAAGAGAGUAGCCAAACUUAGUGAUCAAUUGACCUCAGUUAUUGAUGAUCUCAAAGUACCCCAAAUGGUUCAAAAAUUGAAGGAUUGUGAUACCCUCUUUGAUUUAACUAAAUUCAAGAAUGAUCCAGAAUCUACUAUUAUUCAAAAAGAAGUAAAUUUUCAGACAGAUAAGUUUUCAGAGCGUAAGCCUCUCAAAAUCAUUCACUUCAACGAUGUAUACAACAUUGAGGAAAGCAAGAGUGAGCCUGUCUCAGGAAUUGCCAGGUUUGUCUCUGCUCUCAGAAGCUAUGAUCAUGUAAACCCUUUGAUUUUGUUUUCGGGUGACAUCUUUGCUCCAUCAAAACUGAGUAUUUUCUUUGAAGGAGACCACAUGAUGCCAUUUUUGAAGAAGGCAGGAAUCCAUGUUGCAUGAGUUGGAAACCAUGACUUCGAUUACGGUACGGAGAAGCUUACUGAACUUAUCACCAACUGCGACUUUCCAUGGCUUCUCACCAAUGUAAAAUGAGUUAAAACUAGAGAAACCCUUGCAAAUACAAAAGAAGAAAUAAUUAUUGAGCACGAAGGCUACAAAAUAGCAGUUAUCGGAAUUGCUGAAAUAGAGUGGUUUGAAUCCUUACCACAUUUUGAGAUUCAUGAUGUUCAAUUUGAAGAUCCAAUUGAAUGCUGCCAAAAAUACGUAAAAAAAUUCAAAGAAGACAGAGAAGAUAUUGACUUCCUUAUCGCUCUAACUCAUAUGAGGACUAAAAGAGAUAUCAAACUAGCUCGAGCAGUCCCUGGACUUGAUCUCAUCCUCGGAGGCCACGAUCACCACACUGUAAACCAUGAGAUUAAUGACACGCUUCUAAAAAAAAGCGGAACUGAUUUUGAGGAAUUUACAGUAAUUAAUCUCUCUCUUCACUCCAAAGAAAAGGUGGACUUCACUGAUUUAGAGAAUGUCAUUACUGAAGAAGACCCAAAAGACCUCCAAAAAGGCUCUGUUGUUAAGGAUAUUUCUGGUGGUCCCAGAGAAUACAACACGAUGAUAACCGAAUUUGAGCGAAUAGAGAUCACCUCAGAAUUUCCAAGAGACCCAGAGUUACACGAAAAAGUCGAGCACUUCACAAAAGAAAUAAACGAAAAACUCAAAGUCGUCAUUGGCUACAAUGGAGUUGAACUUAGCUGUAAAUUUACUGAAGUCAGACAUGAAGAGACUAACAUCUGCAGCAUGAUUUCUGAUAUGAUGAACCAUGCUUGAGGAACAGACUGAGCAAUUAUCAACACCGGAACCUUUAGGACUGAUAGACACAUGCCUGUCGGGUUCUACACUAUGGGAGAUCUAAUGGAUCUCCUCCCAAUGGUUGACCAAAUGGCAAUAAUGAAAGUCCCUGGAGACAAGCUCCAUAAGAUAUUGGAAAGCGCUGUAAGCGCUUGGCCAAUGUAUGAAGGCAAGUUCCCAUCAGUUUCAGGUAUCAGAUUUGAAUUUGAUCCUUCAAAGCCAAGUUUUGAGAGAAUAAAUAAAGAGGAUAUCUUGAUCAACAAUGAACCAUUAGAUUACGAUAGAGAGUACAGAGUUGCUGCCAAAGGCUUCAUAGCUGGAGGAAAAGAUGGCUAUGUUGUCUUCAAAGAAUGACAAACUCUUGUAUCAGCUGAUGAAGGUAUCUCUCCAAUGACUGAGAUCAUAAAGAAUCUUAAGCUUCUUGAAGAUCAGCCAGAUACUGAAGAGCUAGUUAAUUUACUCAAAAUAGUUGGUAACGAAGAGAAAGAACUUAGCCCAGAGAUAGAAAAGGAUGGGAAAAUGGUCAGAUUUAUUAUGUUCAAACCCAAGACUGAUGGAAGGAUUGUAAUUACAGGACACUCUUAAGCAGUUCAAACCAUUUUCA
Messenger RNA from Moneuplotes crassus, 2203 nucleotides. NCBI's taxonomy places the organism in Eukaryota, Ciliophora, Spirotrichea, Euplotida, Euplotidae. The record is from the annotation of a GenBank genome assembly.